AUGUCCGAAAGAGAAUCUAUCAAAUGUUACUAUUGCGGACUUCGCGACGGCAAGAAACUGUUACGGUGUGGGUGUGGGAGAUAUUUCUGUAAUGGAGUUGGCGAGGGUCACAUCUCUCAUAUAGUCCACCACAUUGCGCGAUCCACACACAAAGAACUCCGGUUUCCGAAGGACUCGAAAUUCCGCGAGUGCACUAUCGAGUGCUUUUUAUGUCGAUGCCGGAACCCCUUUGUCCUUGGUUAUAUAGUGUUAAGAAACAACCCGGGCACGAAGACGGUGAUCUGUCGAGAAUGUCGAUACGUCGAGACGUUGACGACUAUGACGGACAAUUGGGAUGUCGAUUCGUGGAAGCCGUUGGUACAAGAUAAGAAGUUUGAGGAGUGGAUCUGUCCGUCACCGAGUGAUGCGGAAAUGAAGUUUGUUGUGGGUGUUUCUGGCAAUGAAAUGAGGAAGAAAGAGUUUGAGUGGCAAACGUCGAAGAAGAAAAUACGGAACGAUUAUUACCAAGAAGACUUACAUCAGACGUACUUGAACUACCACGACUGUGUGCAGUACCAAAACACAUUCACGCCACUCAUAAAGCUCGAGGCAAAUGCCGACAAGAACAAGAGAGAGUCCGAGCACUUAGUGAACAUUGAUUUGAAGUUUGAUGAUGUCCGGAAAGCGGACGAGAUGAAGAAAACGGUGCACGCCACGUUUGAAGUUCCUGCGAAUGAAGAGAUCCGAAUUACUAUCAAUGACACGUUAAUGUUCUUCUUACCACUGAAAGGGAAGUCAGUGGAAGUCAAUGAAAUACACACAUACAAUGAAAUGGUCCCCGACGAGAAGGACAAGUUCUUCUCACGCCUCCACACAUUACUUGUGGGGACAGUUCAAUACAUUCGAGGGAAGGACAUCACGGUACAGUUUGAGAAGACACCAGGAGUACCAAUAGAGAAACAAAUUAUUACACAACAACACAACGCAAUGAAGUUCUCAAUUUGCUUCCAAUGGAUGUCGAUCCCGUUUAAACGAAAGAAAACAGCACUGCAAAUGUUUGGAGAGUCCGAGGAACCGCACGACUUCCCGACGAUGUCGUCGUACCUCAGGAAUCGAUUACUUGGGAUGCCGAAGAACCCGAUGGACAUGGUCUAUGAGAAGGACUUUAAAGACGAGAAAGAGGCAUAUUUGGCACAACACCCGACACUCCAAUCGAUGAACGCGCCGAACCUCCCGACACUGAAUCAAGUGCAAUAUGAGGUUGUGAUGAAGUCGUUCACGCAAUCACUGAGUUUGAUUCAGGGACCUCCGGGGACAGGAAAGACUGUCACGUCUGCCACUAUUAUAUACCAUGCGGUCCACUCUAAUCCGGGGAAAAAGGUACUAGUGUGUGCGCCAAGUAACAUCGCUGUCGACCAACUUGCUGCCAAAAUUGUCGACACUGGUGUUAAAGUGAUUCGUGUGUUUGGGAAAGGCCGCGAGAGUGAAAAUGAGCCAUUGUAUGAUUACUCGUUGGGGAAGAUUGUGGACGACGUGAUGGCACAAAUGAAGGACAAAGAGACGUUGGAGAAGUAUAAAGCGUUUCGAGAAGAGCCAGAGGAGUUGGCGGAGGCGGACAAGAACUCGAUAUUGGCGGUGAUACGAGACAUUGAGUUGAAAGUGUUUCGGGAGUGUGAUGUGAUCUGUUGCACGUGUUGUGUAGCAGGAGAUAGGCGUUUGUUUGGGAUCAAUAAUCAGAUUGAUACGGUCUUAGUAGAUGAAAGUACACAAGCGGAAGAGCCCGAAGUGUUAGUGUGUUUUAUGAACUCAGUCCGACAAAUCUUUUUAGUAGGAGACCACUGUCAACUUGGGCCCGUGUUGAAUAGUAAAGACGCGAGAAAGUAUGGAUUGGGGUUACCAAUGUUUUCACGACUGUUACAACUUGGGCACGAGCCGUAUCGUCUUCAAUUUCAAUAUCGAAUGCAUCCGGCGCUGUCUGAGUUUUCGUCACAUACGUUCUAUGAUGGUGUAUUGCAGAAUGGAGUGACUGCACUUGAAAGACAAUUCAACUCGUUGAAGAGAUUCUGGUUUGUCCAGAACCGCCCGAUGAUGUUUGUGGCGACGGCUGGGAAAGAGUCGUUUGGAUCCACUGCGACGUCGUAUUUGAACGACGAGGAAGUCACAGUGAUUCGCGACAUCAUUGUGAAAAUGAUUGAUUGUGGAGUCUCCCCGGAACAAAUAGGAGUCAUCACGCCAUAUAUAGCACAGAAGCAAGCGAUACGAGUACGUCUGACUAAAGACACGGAGUUGGGAGUGAAUGUUAUGAAUGCGAUUGAAAUAGCGUCUGUGGACUCGUUCCAAGGGAGAGAAAAGGAUUUCAUCAUCUUCAGUACAGUACGUUCGAACUCGACGAAUGAAAUUGGGUUUUUGAAGAACCCCCAACGCUUAAAUGUGUCGAUUACACGAGCGAAAUAUGGGUUGGUGGUGGUGGGGAACCCAUCGACGUUGUCGUCGGACCCGUUGUGGUCGUUGUACCUCCAAUUUUUCAUCGACCACAAUGUGUUGGUCCAUGGGAAUAUUAAUAACUUGAAGCCAUUUCCGUUGGUCCUUGAGAAGAAGAAAAUCCCGAUUGGGAUGUACCAGUACACCCCCCUCCAGAUGACAUAUAGCGAUAUCGAACCACUCAACGAUAAACCCGUGACGAAGAGGAACAACCCCAAUUUUGAAAUGGCGAACCCCCUUGAUGCGUUCAAAAUAGGAAUAGAUGUCGAUGCGGUUGAUGAUGAGCCCGAUUUGACGAUUUCAGAGGACGAAAAACAACAAGAGGAAGAAGAGGAAGAGGACUUUUCGGACGACGGGUAUACGUUCAUGUGA
This is a messenger RNA of Entamoeba invadens IP1, 2832 nucleotides long. Its product is annotated as nonsense-mediated mRNA decay protein, putative. Bases 1 to 2832 code for a protein of 943 amino acids. The transcript has a single exon. Gene Ontology annotation, molecular function: RNA binding; zinc ion binding; RNA helicase activity. Gene Ontology annotation, cellular component: cytoplasm. The record is from RefSeq and is a predicted model, not a curated record. NCBI's taxonomy places the organism in Eukaryota, Evosea, Mastigamoebida, Endamoebidae. Gene Ontology annotation, biological process: nuclear-transcribed mRNA catabolic process, nonsense-mediated decay.